This is a messenger RNA of Magnolia sinica, 1489 nucleotides long. RefSeq names its product anthocyanidin-3-O-glucoside rhamnosyltransferase-like. The coding region runs from base 33 to 1436 and encodes 467 amino acids. Gene Ontology annotation, molecular function: UDP-glycosyltransferase activity. Lineage: Eukaryota; Viridiplantae; Streptophyta; Magnoliopsida; Magnoliales; Magnoliaceae. The transcript has a single exon. The record is from RefSeq and is a predicted model, not a curated record.
CAAACAACACAUCAUUCGAAGACGAGCAAGCGAUGGGCUCCACCGAUGCGGACCCACUCCACAUUGCCAUGUUCCCAUGGUUCGCAUUCGGCCACAUCAGCCCCUUCAUCCAGCUGUCCAACAAACUCUCCGUGGACCCCACAAUCAAGAUCUCCUUCCUCUCAGCCCCUGGCAACAUCCCUCGAAUCUCCUCCUCCCUGUCAUCCACCGUCCAAAUCAUCCCCCUCGAAAUCCCACCCGUAGAUGGCCUCCCAGCAGGCCUGGAAAGCACGGCCGAGAUGACCCCACUCCAAACCGAGCUCCUCAAGAAGGCCGUUGACAACAUGAAACCCCAGAUCGUGACUCUCCUGGCCCACCUCCGUCCCCACAUCAUCUUCCACGAUUUCACCCAUCAAUGGCUACCGUCCAUCUCCACACCACUCAACAUCAAGACCUUCAUCUUCUCCGUCUUCAGUGCCAUCUCCGGCGCUUACGUCAUGGUCCCCGCCCGCCUCCCUUCUUCCCAAAUCCCUACCGUCGACGACCUCAAGAAGCCGCCUCUGGGCUUUCCGUCGACCUCCGUCACGAUGCUGAAAACCUACGAAGCAAGUGAUAUGCUUUACGUUUUCAAGAAUUUCGGUGGUCCCAGCGUCUACGAUCGUGAUGUCGGAUCCAAGAAGAACUGCUCCGCCAUCGUUAUCAAGACCUGCUUGGAAAUGGAAGCUCCCUACGUGAAAUUCAUCGAAUCUCAGUACGGAAAACCAGUCUUACUGGCCGGUCCGGUGGUCCCGCAGCCGCCCACCGGAGCUCUCGAUCAUGGGUGGGCCGACUGGCUCGGCCAGUUUCCGGAGAAAUCCGUGGUCUUCUGCUCCUUCGGGAGUGAAACCUUCCUGAAAGACGACCAGAUCCGAGAGCUCGUUCUCGGGUUAGAGAUGGCAGGACCACCGUUUCUGGUGGUACUGAAUUUCCCAGACGAGGAAGAUACAGUAGCCCGCUUGAAUGCAGCAUUGCCUGAAGGUUUCAAAGAGAGAGUGAAGGAUAAGGGCGUGGUGUAUACUGGGUGGGUGCAGCAGCAGCACAUACUGGCGCACGAUAGCGUGGGGUGCUUCGUGUGCCAUGGGGGGUUGAGUUCUAUCACUGAGGCGCUUAUUAGCGACUGCCAGCUCGUGCUUUUGCCGCAGAAGGGGGAUCAGUUCUUGAAUACGAGGCUGGUGAGUGGGGAUCUGAAGGCAGGUAUAGAAGUAAAAAGGGAAGAUGAGAAUGGGUAUUUUGGGAAAGAAGAUUUGUGUGAGGCGGUGAAGGCGAUAAUGGAGAAGGUGGAUGAAGAGCCUGGGAAGACAGUGAGGGAGAAUCAUAGAAAGUGGAGAGAUUUUAUGCGUGAUGCCGCCGUGCACGAGAAGUUUUUGAAGGAUUUUGUUAAGGAGAUGAAGAGGAUGGUGUUGGGUGUGGAUGGAUAGGUGAAGUGAAGUGCGCGUGACUUUAAGUCUGCGUGGUCUCGUUUUCUGUUGUG